Messenger RNA from Culicoides brevitarsis, 878 nucleotides. RefSeq names its product E3 ubiquitin-protein ligase RNF185-like. Gene Ontology annotation, biological process: ubiquitin-dependent protein catabolic process. Lineage: Eukaryota; Metazoa; Arthropoda; Insecta; Diptera; Ceratopogonidae. Gene Ontology annotation, cellular component: endoplasmic reticulum. The transcript is spliced from 3 exons. Bases 255 to 821 code for a protein of 188 amino acids. Gene Ontology annotation, molecular function: ubiquitin protein ligase activity; metal ion binding; ubiquitin-like protein conjugating enzyme binding. The record is from RefSeq and is a predicted model, not a curated record.
CUUUUGACAUCUCUACUCAUCUGUCAUGUUUAUUCUUUAAUCGCUCGAGAAAUUGCGAAAUUACAGAAUCCUCGAAGAAUCCUGGCGAAUGUGAGCUUCUUACCAGACUUUUUUGCGUAUUUCAACUCACGUGACACCGUGUGACAUCGCAAGACACGCCAAAUUAUCGUGCGCCCGCAAAAAACUCUCAAAUCAGGUCACACUGAUUAGAUCACCUGAGCACUGUUGUGAGAACCCAGAAAGUAGUGAGAAAAAUGGCAACGCCAACGGCACCCCCCAUGGAAGACGUGAAGAACGACAAAAAGGACGACAACAACGGGGAUGACAACGAGAAAAAUAACGAUGCCAUGUUCGAGUGCAAUAUUUGCUUAGACACAGCCAAAGACGCAGUUGUCAGCUUAUGCGGACACCUUUUCUGCUGGCCCUGCUUGCAUCAGUGGCUCGAAACGCGACCAAAUCGGCAAUUUUGUCCCGUGUGCAAGGCGGCGAUCAGCAAAGACAAGGUUGUGCCUUUGUACGGUCGGGGAGGGGGCAAACAGGAGGAUCCACGCACAAAAAAAGUUCCGCCACGACCACAAGGACAACGACAAGAGCCCGAACAACAAGGCUUCCAGGGCUUUGGAUUCGGCGACGGUGGUUUUCACAUGUCUUUUGGCAUUGGAGCCUUUCCUUUUGGUUUUUUCACAUCAUCCUUCAACAUUGGCGAACCAAGACCAAGUGCAGCGCCCCGUGGCUCGGCGCAAUGGGAAGACGAACAGUACCUGUCGAAGGUUUUCUUAUGGAUCGCGGUGAUUUUCCUCUUGUGGCUCAUUAUUGCAUAGAAAAAACGUAUAACUAUAGGAAAAUUAUUUCAAUCAUUUAUAUAUUUACAAAAAUUU